Molecule: messenger RNA, 1010 nt
Organism: Hyaloscypha bicolor E
Lineage: Eukaryota; Fungi; Ascomycota; Leotiomycetes; Helotiales; Hyaloscyphaceae
Exons: 1
Coding region: 79-972 (297 amino acids)
Source: RefSeq, a predicted model, not a curated record
UUCAUUCUUCCUCUUCAAGCAAAUCUCCUGUCGCCUCCAACCUCACGCCGUUUUCAACAGCGAGAAAUCACCGUCAACAUGCGUCCAUCAGUUGCCAAGAACGUCGCCAUCAUUCUCUUCUCAGGAUACUGUGUCUUUGCCCAAACGGCAGUGUCCACAAUAGGUGGGAGUACAGGCUACACAGGCUACAAUCUCUCCUUGCACGGCAAUCCAGAAGAUACAACCUACGAUACCCUCGACACACCCGCAAACGUCUCAACCACCAACCCCGAACCAGACAUCUACCUCAAUGCCUCCGUACACGUCGGUGAGAUCUUCAUCGGUGUCGAAAAUCUCACUGCGAAGAUCAAUCUCGAAGCGCAAGUCCUCUCUCUGCUGAACUUCAACGCCGGUGUCGACCUCUCCAUCGACCGCGUAGCCCUUACAAUUCAGAACGUCACCGCCAAGGUGGUCCUCGAAGCCCGUCUCGAAAAUCUGGUGCUAAUGAUUGGAGACAUCCUGAACUCUCUUGAUCUGAACCCCACGCUUGUUGCGCUGGGUACGGAUUUGGUCAACAUUACCCAAACGACGGUUAAUGAAUUGGGAAGCCCCAGGAUACACAGCAGAGGUGUCCCCGUUUCCUACGACCUGGCGCACAACGUUUUAUAUUCAACAAACAACUACCAGGGGAAUACACACUCGAAUCGUAUAUUGACGCAAACUGGAACAAUUGUUGACCAGUUUCUCGAUAACAAUGGCAAUAUCCAGAGCACGCAGACCGUGGGGUACUAUUUGAAGGACAUGACGUUCAAUGGAGAGAAUACGAGUGCUAUCAUCUAUGGGCAGCCGGUGCGGAAGCUGGAGUAUGUGUAUGCGCCAUUCGUCGGGCUGAGCGUUGUGAGCAAUAUCUACGUCAAUGAUACGGGGAGCGUUAUGGCGACGCAAGUGCUGAGUGAGCUCUAUGGAGGCGGAUCAAGCACCAUUGGCGAUUAAUAGAGUGAGGUGGUGAUUUCUCGUACAUAUUAUUAUCG